Molecule: messenger RNA, 863 nt
Organism: Aedes albopictus (Asian tiger mosquito)
Lineage: Eukaryota; Metazoa; Arthropoda; Insecta; Diptera; Culicidae
Product: astacin-like metalloprotease toxin 2
Exons: 5
Coding region: 1-822 (273 amino acids)
Biological process (GO): proteolysis
Molecular function (GO): metalloendopeptidase activity; zinc ion binding
Source: RefSeq, a predicted model, not a curated record
AUGAAUGCUGUGAAUUGUUUAAGCGCUCAACUCAAGGUAUACUACGGUGGUAAGGUGGUGGUACCGUUCCCUCCUCGGCUCCAUUAUGUGGCCAAAAGAAUGACAAAGCUCGGGGAGCUUCUACUGAUUGUGAUAAGUUGUCAGCUUAGCUCGGUGGAAAGUAUAACAGUUUUCUAUAAACCAGAAUCGCAGAAUGAAAGCUUUACUUAUGGAAACGCAAUACAAAAUUUCUUACCACCAAACUACAAGUGGUUGAACGCAACAGUCAUUUAUCAAAUCGACGGUCAUUUCACUGGUGAUGAGCUUCAGGCAAUCAAGCAAGCCAUGAAAAGCAUCGAGUUGAUUUCUUGCGUUCGAUUCGUGGAAAGGAAAUAUGAAGUAGGCUACGUUAGAAUAACAGCCGAAUCCACUGGUUGCUGGGCUGACACAGGAAGGUCUCUCGGAGUAUCGGAACUCAACCUAGGUCCCGGAUGCUUCGACUCCGAAGGAACUGUUCUCCAUGAGCUUAUGCACACGUUAGGAUUUCUACACCAGCACACGCGUCCUGAUCGUGACCAGUACGUGCAGAUCAUGUACAAAAAUAUUAUCCAAAGGCCUGAGAUUUUGUUCAACUUUGAAAUAGUGGAACCGUGGACGAGUUUUGCUUUUCCGUUACCCUACGACUACGACAGUAUUAUGCACUACAAACCUUUCAUGUAUAGCAAAGACCCGCAGCGUUUGGUUACUAUAGCUACAAAAAAUACAGCUGUUACUACGAUUGGACAACGAGAUCGACUCAGCGCGCUAGAUAUCAUUUCGAUCAACUUUCUUUACUGCGUUUGAAAUAAAUAACAACCCGAUAAAAAUGGAUAUAAGUGUGACUA